This is a messenger RNA of Ictalurus punctatus (channel catfish), 3169 nucleotides long. It is a transcript of the gene tmem204, whose product is annotated as transmembrane protein 204. The transcript has 3 exons. Bases 767 to 1426 code for a protein of 219 amino acids. The record is from RefSeq and is a predicted model, not a curated record. Lineage: Eukaryota; Metazoa; Chordata; Actinopteri; Siluriformes; Ictaluridae.
AGAGAGAGAGAGAGAGAGAGAGAGAGAGAGAGAGAGAGAGAGAAAGAGACACUUGGUGACAGAUAAACUGAGGUGCAUUCAUAUUUCAAGUAACAGAACAGGAAGAGAGAGCAAGAGAGAGAGCAAAAGAGGAAGAGAGAGAGAGAGAGAGAGAGAGAGAGACUGUCCUGUCUCUCUGGGAAACAGAGAGGAAAAGAAAAAAAACGCCCCCAACCCCUCCAGCAAGCCCCAACACACAGCUGUACAAGCACAGAGAGAGAUCUAACCACGGAGAGAGAGAUCUGAACAUGGAGAGAGAGAUCUGAACACAGAGAAGGAGAGAUCUGUACACGGAUAAAGAAAGUGAUCGGAUCACAAAGGAGAGAUCUGAACAAGGAGAGGGAGAGAGAGAGAGAGAGAGAGAGAGAGAGAGAGAGAGAGAGAGAGAGAGAGAGAGAGAGAGAUCUGAUCACAGAAAGCAAUCCAUAUCUGUGCGUAAAUGCAGUUAAAGAGAAUCUGGGAGUGGAGGUUUUAAACCGGAGACAGAAGCGUGAUCUUGUGUAUUUGUGUGUGUGAUGGCUGUGGAGCUGAUCGGGAGGAGCGCGAGUGUGUGUGAUGCCCCGGAGAGCGAGGAGGAAGGCUGAGGAUUCCUGAAACUCCUAAAACCCCCCGAAUCACAGACACACACUCUAAUCAUAAUGAGCGGAGAUGUUCUCUAGCUGAGCACUUUUACAGCGUACGAGUCUCCGUUUCUACUCCGUGCACGUGUGUGUGUGUGUUGGAGCGCAUGGCCGCGGGCAGGCUGGUGCUGGUGGCCGUUGCCGUGGCGCUGGUGUCACUGGUGCUGAACGUGGUGGCGGCACUGGGCUCAGGCUGGGCUCUGCAGGCGCUGGAGGAUGGCCGCAAACGCAGCGUGGGGCUCUGGAAGGUGUGUACACAGGAUACACAAACGCCGCCACACAUACUCGCCACCACCGCACCGUGCCAGAGCCUCGGCUGGGGAGCCGACCUCGCCGGAUACCAGGAGUCACGCAACACCGUCAAACUUCAGUUCGACAUGAUGCGAGCGUGUAACCUGAUGGCGACGGUGUCUCUCACGGUGGGCCAGCUCAUCUUCCUGCUGGGGACUCUGAAGAUAAACUGCAUUACCCAGGAUUCCCCUUGGUGGGAGGAGGCCAUCGCUGCCCUGUUUCAGCUGGCCAGUUUCGUGCUGGUGAUCGGCCUGGUGUCGUUCUACAGGAUCGGGCCGUACACACACCUGUCGUACUCGUGCUACAUGAACAUUGCUGCGUGUCUGUUGGCCACGCUGGCCGCCGCCAUGCUGAUCUGGAACAUUCUGCAUCGCCGUGACGACUGCACGGAACCGCCCGUCAUCGUCAUCAGCCGCUCACUCGCCAUGAACUUCACACCACGCAUGGACAAUGAAUACGUGGAGUCACCGUGCUGACACACGAGCGAGAGGACUUCAAAGACAAUGUGGAGCUCUUGAGACUGAACCCCCCCCCCCCCACCACACACACACACACACACACACACACACACACCCCUGCUUGAAUUUAAAACUUUUAAAAAGAUAUGACAUAUUCCUAGCUAAUAUUAUUUAUCCCACAGCGCAGCUGAGUUCUGGAUUCUGAUUGGUCAGAAGGUGCUGAUUAAUUCUCUAUAACAGCAGCUCGAACACAUCGCAGGUUUAUAUUAAUGCGCUCGGCCUAAUGCGCUUUUGUUGCUAUAGCAACAGCGCCUUGCUAUACAGGGACAUGUACAGCGGACGCUCCACAUAAACAGAUUUAAAAUCGUUGGUAUGGUGAAGUUUACUUCCCAAGUUAUUCCCGGGUAUGGAAAUGUUUCGGUAACAUGUAAGGAAGGAGUCUCCAGUGUCAGAAGUUUUGUGACAGUCAGAGGCAAAGCUGUAACUUUAAGUUUUCCCACAUCCUCAGGACAGAGGAGUUCUAAAGUACACUUCUAAAGAGAGAGAAUAAAGAGAGAGAAUAAAGAGAGGGCCGGUGAGGGAACGACUGUUUACAGCUGCUAUAACGCAAGUGAGAACAGGAACAUUACAUGUAACUAUAAACGGGUAAAAACUCUAAUAAAACACUUGGAUGUUCUGUUAUAGGAAAAUAAAGUACUCUGGGGUGGUAACAGUAACUUUGCUUCAUCACAACACACCGUCACUCACACACACACACACACACACACACACACACAGUGUUUAUUACUUACAUAACUUAUGCAGUAUAUAAUAUUUAUAAAUUAUAACGAUUUUGGAUAGUAACAGUUCUUAUCAGAGGACAAUGUAGAACACAAAUCACACAAAUGUGGCCUUCUAGUGUGAGCAGAGACUAAAACAUAUCAAGCACACACACACACACACACACACACACAAAUCAGGAGGACCUUGCUCUUGACGUGGAACCGUCGCUGGAGUCGCUCUUGAGAAAACACCAUGUGGACUGAACUGAACUCUGGAGAGACUCUGAUCUUAUCCUGAAUGCUAGCUGAGCUUCUUCACAGAUAUACUGUAUAUCAACACUGCUUCUCUCUCUCUCUCUCUCUCACACACACACACACACACACACACACACACAGCACCAGGACAGCUGAAGUGACCGCAUUACACUGUAUAACUUGAUCACAAAUCAAGCUGGAUCUUGACUUUAAUCUUAUCUCUACACUCACACAGUGUUUAUACACACACACACACACACACACACACACACAGACAGUACUGUGUGUAGACAAUAAUUCAGAUUUAGGAAGGAAUUUAUCAUUUAUAAUUUGGUACCAAAAAGAGUGUGUGAAGUCAGUGGUGUGGUUUCUAACACUUCCUUGUCCACUGUAGGAGAUCACUAACAGAGUGUAGAUCUUUACAGAAGGUCAGUAAUGUACAGGUAGAGAGGGAGGGAGGCGUCUCGUCACUAGUCGGCUUAUGGUACCUGUAUUUAACUCUAUAGAGUUGUGUUGAGUAUAUUAUAGAAUUUUAAUCAAGAUAAUAUCACAUGUAUACACCAGCACUCUAUACGCCCAGUCACCUUUAGCCUGAUCAGGACUAAAUACUCCGUAGUAAUGACACAGUAUUAAAAUAAUAAUAAUAAUAAUAAUAAUAAUAAUAAUAAUAAUAAAACAAUGAAAAUAAUAAUAAUAAUAAUAAUAAUAGUAAUAAUAAUAAAUUGUAUUACAUCUGUUUUCUGUC